Abrus precatorius (Indian licorice) is the source of this 924-nucleotide messenger RNA. RefSeq names its product SUPPRESSOR OF GAMMA RESPONSE 1-like. Gene Ontology annotation, biological process: regulation of DNA-templated transcription. Gene Ontology annotation, cellular component: nucleus. The record is from RefSeq and is a predicted model, not a curated record. NCBI's taxonomy places the organism in Eukaryota, Viridiplantae, Streptophyta, Magnoliopsida, Fabales, Fabaceae. Gene Ontology annotation, molecular function: DNA-binding transcription factor activity; transcription cis-regulatory region binding.
AUGGUAUCAUUGGAUUGCAAGAGGGUAGCAGAAGAGUGGCCUGGACUACCUAAAGGCGUAAAGUUUGAUCCAUCUGAUCAAGAAAUAAUAUGGCACUUACUUGCAAAAGUUGGUGCAGGACAUUCAAAACCUCACCCUUUCAUUGAUGAAUUUAUUACUACUCUUGAAGUGGAUGAUGGGAUUUGUUAUACUCAUCCUCAAUAUUUACCAGGUGUCAAGCAAGAUGGAAGGGCUUCCCACUUUUUCCACGGAACAAUCAAGGCUUAUAAUACUGGCAGUCGAAAGCAUCGAAAAAUAUAUGAUCAGGGUUUUGGUGAUGUCCCCUGGCAUAGGACGGACAGGACUAAACCUGUCAGCUUGAAUGGAGUUCAAAAGGGUUGUAAAAAGAUUAUCGUCCUGUAUGUAAGCCUGGUGAGUGGAGGAAAAUCUGAGAAAACUAAUUGGGUUAUGUAUCAAUAUCAUCUAGGAACAGGAGAGGAUGAAAAGUAUGGACUACCAAAGCAUCCUCAGAUGGAUUGUCUAGCUGACAUUCAGGCUGAUUAUGAAGAUCUUGUAAAAGAUGAUCUAUCGAUUGUAGAAACUCAAAAGAAUGAAGGGAUAGACAACGUAGAAAAUAAUACUGAUGAAUACUUAAAAUGGUGGGAUAGUGGGUCACAGAAUCUGUUGAGUUCACAACUUGUUGAAGCAUUUCUGUGUGAUGAUCUCCUUCAAAGUCAGUCUCCCAACAGGGAUGAGGAAAAUGGACAUGACGAACGACCCAGUCUUUCUGUUUACGCCCACCUAGGACCCGAGCAUCUCAAGAAAGAUAUUGAAGAGUGCCAAAAUUUUGUCCUUGACACUGCAAAUGUAGAGCCCAAGACACCAUCUUCAGAGUUUCAACUAAGUCAGCUGGAAUUCAGUUCACAGGACAGCUUUAUUUCCUGA